AUGGCGAUGGACGAGUACCUGUGGAUGGUCAUCUUGGGUUUUAUCAUAGCUUUUAUCUUGGCGUUUUCUGUGGGUGCCAAUGAUGUUGCCAAUUCGUUUGGUACUGCCGUGGGCUCGGGCGUGGUGACCUUGAGGCAGGCCUGUAUCCUGGCUUCCAUCUUUGAAACCACCGGCUCGGUGUUGCUGGGGGCCAAAGUCGGAGAGACCAUCCGGAAGGGCAUCAUUGACGUGAACCUGUACAACGACACCGUGGAGACGCUGAUGGCCGGGGAGGUCAGUGCCAUGGUCGGCUCAGCUGUCUGGCAGCUCAUCGCAUCCUUCCUGAGGCUCCCAAUCUCGGGGACUCACUGCAUCGUCGGGGCCACCAUCGGGUUCUCCCUCGUCGCAAUUGGUACCCAAGGUGUGCAGUGGAUGGAGCUGGUCAAGAUUGUUGCUUCUUGGUUUAUAUCUCCACUGUUGUCUGGUUUCAUGUCUGGCGUGCUGUUUGUACUGAUCAGAAUGUUCAUCUUAAAAAAGGAGGACCCCGUCCCUAACGGCCUCCGGGCGCUUCCCGUGUUCUACGCCGCCACCAUCGCCAUCAACGUCUUCUCCAUCAUGUACACCGGAGCCCCAGUGAUGGGCCUGGUCCUCCCCAUGUGGGCGAUCGCCCUCAUCUCCUUCGGGGUCGCGCUGCUGUUCGCCCUCUUCGUGUGGCUCUUCGUGUGUCCGUGGAUGCGGAGGAAGAUAACAGGCAAAUUACAAAAAGAAGGUGCUUUAUCGAGAGUCUCUGAUGAAAGUCUCAAUAAAAUUCAGGAAGUGGAGUCCCCAGUAUUUAAAGAGCUGCCGGGUGCCAAGGCUCAUGACGACAGCACCGUCCCCCUCACGGGCUCAGCUGCGGAGCCCUCGGGGACCUCAGAAAGCAUGUCGGGGGGUCACCACCCCCGGGCCCCAUAUGGCCGGGCGCUGUCCAUGACGCACGGCACCACCAAGUCGCCUGUGUCCAACGGGACCUUCGGCUUCGACGGCACGGCGCGGACCGACGGUCACGUGUACCACACGGUGCACAAGGACUCCGGGCUCUACAAAGACCUGCUGCACCGCAUCCGUGACGAGCGGCCGGCCGACGGGGCCCCGCGGCAGCUGCGGCGCAACAACAGCUACACGUGCUACACGGCGGCCAUCUGUGGGCUGCCCGGCCUGGCCACACGCCGCGGUGACACGCCCGCGCCCGAGGACAGCGAGAAGCUGGUGGCCGACGCCGUGGCCUACUCGCGCCGCCGGCUGCGCUACGACAGCUACUCCAGCUACUGCAACGCCGUGGCUGAGGCGGAGAUCGAGGCCGAGGAGGGCGGCGUGGAGGUCCGGCUGGCGCCCCAGCUGGCCGAGCCCGAGCCGCCGCGCGACGACCCGGUGGACGAGGAGAAGGAGGAGAAGGACUCGGCCGAGGUGCACCUGCUCUUCCACUUCCUGCAGGUCCUCACCGCCUGCUUCGGCUCCUUUGCGCACGGCGGAAAUGACGUGAGUAAUGCCAUCGGGCCCCUGGUGGCUCUGUGGCUCAUUUAUGAACAAGGUGCGGUCCUGCAAGAAGCGGCGACUCCCGUCUGGCUGCUGUUUUAUGGAGGGGUUGGAAUUUGUACAGGCCUCUGGGUGUGGGGGAGACGAGUGAUCCAGACCAUGGGGAAGGACCUCACGCCCAUCACGCCGUCCAGCGGCUUCACCAUCGAGCUGGCCUCGGCCUUCACCGUGGUCAUCGCCUCCAACAUCGGGCUGCCAGUCAGCACCACGCACUGCAAGGUCGGCUCGGUGGUGGCGGUGGGCUGGAUCCGCUCGCGGAAGGCUGUGGACUGGCGCCUCUUCCGCAACAUCUUCGUGGCCUGGUUCGUGACGGUGCCCGUGGCCGGGCUGUUCAGUGCUGCUAUCAUGGCGCUCCUCAUGUACGGGAUCCUUCCAUUCGUGUGA
This is a messenger RNA of Rangifer tarandus platyrhynchus (Svalbard reindeer), 1938 nucleotides long. The record is from the annotation of a GenBank genome assembly. NCBI's taxonomy places the organism in Eukaryota, Metazoa, Chordata, Mammalia, Artiodactyla, Cervidae.